AGCGUCUCUUCCGGCAAAACUGCGAUCAUGUCCGGCCUCGCAACCUUCAACGGCUUUAAGCAUCCAGUUCCCGGCCCCAACUCCAAUCCGAAGGCGGGCGAAAUCCAUGUAAUAAUCGGCCCCAUGUUCGCCGGCAAGACCACCGCUCUCCUCCGCCGUAUCAAAUCCGAUUCCAACAAUGGCAGUAACGUUGUGAUGAUAAAGUCGAGCAAGGACACCAGAUACGCGGUGGAUGAGGUGGUAACCCACGACGGCACUAAAUUCCCCUGUUGGGCGUUGCCAGAUCUCUCUUCGUUCAAGAUCAGAUUCGGAUCCGAGGCCUAUAAAAAGGUCGACGUGAUUGGAAUUGAUGAAGCCCAGUUCUUCGACGAUCUGUAUGAUUUUUGCUGUGAAGCUGCAGAUCUCGACGGGAAAACAUUAGUAAUUGCUGGGCUAGAUGGUGAUUAUUUAAGGAGGAGAUUCGGGUCAGUUUUGGACAUAAUCCCACUUGCGAAUACUGUCCAAAAAUUGACAGCGAGAUGCGAAAUAUGUGGGAAACGAGCCUCCUUCACCUUCAGGAAGAUUGGCGAAACUCAGACAGAGCUAAUCGGGGGUUCAGAUAUGUACAUGCCACUCUGCCGACAGCACUAUGUCAUUGGAAUAACACCUCCUACUAAGAUUGCCCAGAAAGAAGAAGAUUUGUUUAAGAGGAAGAAGAUGCUUCCUGAGCAGGGUGAUACGUUAUUAGAAUCCUCCUCAUAUGAGAAACUCGUUCCCUUUCAUUAACUUUGUGUUAUAUAAAUAUAUAUAAAUAUUGAGUUCGCAUUUACUAGGUGUUGGUUAUUGAUCGACUUCUUGUCGGUUGAUUAAUGCUUAUUCUAUGGUAAUGGUAUAUAAAAUUAUGAAACAGACGAAGUUGAACUUAUGCACAUGUUUUUUGUAUAUAUCGUUAGCCGCUUCCUUUUAUUUGCUAUUAAAAUAAAAGUUUUGGUGGUUUGUUAUAUUAUUAUUUUUAUUGUUACUGAUAUUAUUGCUACUACUAAA
Messenger RNA from Cuscuta epithymum, 1023 nucleotides. The record is from the annotation of a GenBank genome assembly. NCBI's taxonomy places the organism in Eukaryota, Viridiplantae, Streptophyta, Magnoliopsida, Solanales, Convolvulaceae.